Molecule: messenger RNA, 1875 nt
Organism: Habropoda laboriosa
Lineage: Eukaryota; Metazoa; Arthropoda; Insecta; Hymenoptera; Apidae
Gene: Eyg
Product: homeobox protein abdominal-A-like
Exons: 8
Coding region: 1-1875 (624 amino acids)
Biological process (GO): regulation of transcription by RNA polymerase II; anatomical structure development
Molecular function (GO): DNA-binding transcription factor activity, RNA polymerase II-specific; RNA polymerase II cis-regulatory region sequence-specific DNA binding
Source: RefSeq, a predicted model, not a curated record
AUGAUGAUCGGUGGCGGCGUCGCGACCCCUCCUGGUACUGCCAAGUCGGCGGCUGCGAUCGACAGCGAAAUGGUGCAGGUCGACGGCAUUGGCAGUGGUAGUGUCAGUGGCAGUGCUAGUGGUAGUGGUAGCCCUGCGACAGGCGCGACUACUACGCGUUUAACCAACAACGCUGCCAGCAGCAAUAACAACAACAACAAUGGGGACGUUGCGAACAAUAAUAACAACAACAACAACAACAACGAGGGACACGGGGUGGUGAAUUGCACAAGUGGAGCACCACCGGCUAGUGAGAAAUUCUGCUGUCACGAGGACGACGCGCCCGUCAACACAGGCGUCGCGCGGCCUUGGGAACCACCCUCGCCGACCUUCUCGCAGACGAGGUCGCAUCUGCUUCAAGUCCAUCCGCCGCAUCAUCAUCAGCAUCCAGCUGCGCACCACCAUCAACAGAUGACCGUGCCGCCAGUGUCUUUGAUCGACGGCGUGAGCUUGCAAAACUGUACCGCGGGGCCAUUUGCCAGCGGUAAUGGCGGAGGAACCAGCAGGCAACGAUUGCUGGAGCUGUCGCAUGGAUUAGGAGCCCUCAGGCACUACAACGACCUGGCUAAUCAUGUGCUGUCGCUGAAUCAACAGGGUGCGGUCGUCACUAAACUCCUUGCUCGUAGUGUUCCAGGUACUCUACGCCCGCCGGGCUUAAUCGGUGGCAGCAAGCCAAAAGUCGCGACGCCCGCCGUCGUCGCCAAGAUCGAGCAGUACAAGAGGGAGAACCCGACGAUCUUCGCCUGGGAGAUUCGCGAGAGGCUGAUAUCCGAGGGCGUCUGCAGCAACGCGACAGCCCCAUCGGUCAGCAGUAUCAACCGAAUUCUACGGAAUCGUGCGGCAGAACGUGCAGCCGCGGAAUUCGCUAGGGCAGCAGGCUACGGACUGUACGCGGCAGGUCCUCAUCCGUACUUCAACAGCGCCCAUCAACAUCCAACUACCAGCCACCAUUUGCCUGCUGGCUGGCCAGCCGCCUCCGCGUCGGCGGCUGGCACCGCGGAUCACUCUUUGCACGCGGACGCCAUUGCUCGAGGAUACUUGCAAGACGGUGAGGGUGACGAGGGAAGCCUGGACGGUUCGGAACAGCCGAAAUUCCGACGGAAUCGCACCACGUUCAGCCCGGAACAGCUCGAGGAGCUGGAAAAGGAGUUCGAAAGAUCUCACUAUCCUUGCGUGUCUACGCGCGAACGGCUAGCCUCGAAGACCUCUCUCUCGGAAGCUCGUGUUCAGGUUUGGUUUUCCAACAGACGGGCAAAGUGGCGUCGUCAUCAGCGAAUGAACCUUUUAAAACGUUCGCCACCUCCGCCACCGCCGCCUCCGCCUCCGCCGCCACAGCCGCAGCUGCCGCAGCAACAGCAGCAGCAGCAGCCGCAACCGCAUUCCGCAUCCGGUAUGGAAAUAAACCGUGCGUCAAGCUGCUCAAUCGCCGGAAUGGGAGGAGAAAGUAGCGCGUUCCGGGCCGUCGUCACCAACUCGUCCGCCAGAGACACAGUGGAACGGAACGAGAGGAUCGACAGGGUCGAUCCCAUCGGGAAACAACCGGAAAGAAAGCCGAGCGCGUUUAGAAUGAUCAGCCAGCUGGUCGGCGACGAUUCGCCGACAAUACUGAGGUCCUCCAGUCCGAAUUACGAGCAACAGAGGCACGAGUCGAACGUCGGUUCCACCGUUGGCUCCGAGUCCACCAACAAAGAGUUCGAUCGAGUCGAGGACGAGGAAGAGGACGAGGAGAUCGACGUUCAAGACUCGGAUCAAGAUGUUCCUUCGUCGCCUACCGUUGCUUGGAGGGAUCACUGGACGGAUCAGCAACCAUUGGAGCUCACCAAACACGAUCGUUGA